AUGUUUCCUAGCCCUGUGACAACGACACCCUUCUCGGUCAAGGAUAUUUUGAACCUGGAGCAGCAUCAGAGCGGCCUGGCCUCCAUGGAGCUCUCCUCGCUGUCCUCCCCCUCCUGCAUGCUGGCCACCUUCAA
Pelecanus crispus (Dalmatian pelican) is the source of this 134-nucleotide messenger RNA. The record is from RefSeq and is a predicted model, not a curated record. Lineage: Eukaryota; Metazoa; Chordata; Aves; Pelecaniformes; Pelecanidae.